GUGGCCGAAUAUCAUUGGACGGCGUCAUCAACACUUUGAAGACAGAUUUCUCUCCAUUUGGGCGGAGCUUUUCAAGCAGCAACUCCCCCGUUUUCAAGCAGCAACUCUCCUCGGACCUUCCUACCUUCUUCUUCUCAUUGCUCACUCUCAUUAUCUCUCCCUUUCUGCUUUCUCGCUCCUCAGCUCUUCGGGUCCCAAAAGCCUUCCCUUUUCUGUUCACAUUCAACCCUUCUUCAUUCCUUCAUUCAUUCAUUUUGAUCUUGUUCCGAGACAAUUGAGUAAGGUCGCUUUGUUUUCAAAAUGGAUGCCAUAAUGCCCAUUUGCAAGACUGUAACUCCAACUCCUGGCUUAUUUUUUGGGAGAACUAGAGAGAUACGGAGUUCCCAAUGUAGCUUUAUGGUGGGAAAUAAAGUCAACUUUUUAAGGCAGAGAGCUCAGGGUGCUCAAGUUAGUUUCAAAUCCAGGAAGCAUGGGGGAGCUCUCCAUGCUACAUGUCAAGCUGAAAAAAUUCUGGUGGCAAAUAGAGGAGAAAUUGCUGUUCGCGUUAUUCGAACUGCCCAUGAGAUGGGAAUACCUUGUGUGGCUGUUUACUCAACAAUAGACAAGGACGCACUUCAUGUGAAAUUGGCUGAUGAAUCAGUUUGUAUUGGUGAAGCAGCAAGCAGUCAGUCGUACUUGGUUGUUCCAAAUGUUUUAUCUGCUGCUAUCAGUCGGAAAUGUACAAUGCUGCAUCCGGGAUAUGGUUUCCUGGCUGAGAAUGCAUCAUUUGUUGAAAUGUGCAGAGAACACGGAAUCAACUUUAUUGGGCCUAAGCCUGACAGCAUCCGUGUUAUGGGUGAUAAAUCGACUGCCAGAGACACAAUGAAGAAAGCAGGUGUUCCAACUGUACCAGGAAGUGAUGGAUUACUACAGAGCACAGAGGAAGGAAUCAGGCUUGCCGAUGAGAUUGGCUUUCCUGUUAUGAUCAAGGCAACAGCAGGAGGUGGAGGACGUGGCAUGCGUCUUGCUAAACAACCUGAAGAGUUUGUGAAGUUGUUGCAGCAAGCGAAGAGUGAGGCUGCAGCUGCUUUUGGAAAUGAUGGAGUUUAUUUGGAAAAGUACAUCCAAAAUCCUAGACACAUUGAAUUUCAGGUUCUUGCAGAUAAAUAUGGUAAUGUUGUUCACUUUGGAGAGCGGGAUUGCAGUAUCCAGAGAAGGAACCAAAAGCUGCUGGAAGAAGCACCCUCCCCCGCAUUGACCCCAGAAUUGCGUAAAGCUAUGGGUGAUGCAGCAGUUGCCGCAGCAGCAUCAAUUGGUUACAUUGGUGUUGGAACCGUUGAAUUCCUUUUGGAUGAAAGAGGCUCCUUUUACUUCAUGGAAAUGAACACUCGUAUUCAGGUUGAGCAUCCUGUGACAGAGAUGAUUUCCUCUGUUGACUUGAUUGAAGAACAAAUUCGUGUAGCUAUGGGAGAAAAACUUCGAUACACACAGGAUGAGAUAGUGCUCAGAGGACACUCAAUUGAAUGUCGUAUCAAUGCAGAAGAUGCUUUUAAAGGAUUCCGACCUGGGCCAGGAAGAAUAACUGCCUACUUACCAUCUGGAGGUCCCUUUGUUAGAAUGGAUAGCCAUGUUUAUCCUGAUUAUGUGGUUCCUCCAAACUAUGAUUCCCUUCUUGGAAAGCUUAUUGUUUGGGCACCAACAAGAGAAAAGGCAAUUGAACGAAUGAAGAGGGCUCUUGAGGACACUAUUAUAACAGGGGUUCCCACAACCAUUGAAUAUCAUAAACUUAUCCUUGAUAUAGAGGAUUUCAAAAAUGGGAAGGUUGAUACUGCUUUUAUUCCAAAGCAUGAAGAGGAGCUCGCCGCGCCCCAACAUUUGGUGCCAAAGAACUAGCUGGUGCAUCUGCUUGAAGUGCUACCAUCUGCUCUAGUCGACCACAUUAGAAAAGCUGCAAAUCAUUCACUUUUUUUUUUCUUUUUUUUUUUGGAAUUUUAGUUAUUUAAUUUGUGUUCUUGUUUUUUUUAUAGCACUAGGAACAUUGACAUGCCUUGCAUAUGAAAAUUCCGUUUGAAAAUUUGAUAUGUUCUUCUGAUUCAUUUGGGUGUUCAAACUUGUUUUGCGCACCAUA
This is a messenger RNA of Prunus avium (sweet cherry), 2107 nucleotides long. RefSeq names its product biotin carboxylase 1, chloroplastic. Gene Ontology annotation, molecular function: ligase activity; metal ion binding; ATP binding. Lineage: Eukaryota; Viridiplantae; Streptophyta; Magnoliopsida; Rosales; Rosaceae. The record is from RefSeq and is a predicted model, not a curated record.